GGGGCACUAGAACAACAGAAGGAGCAGCAUAACCCGAAGAGAACCCCAUCUCGACUAUCUUCUGCCCAAUUGAACCGCCUUCAUCCAUCCUCUGCCACCCCGAUACACAAAAGAAGAUGCUCUCGACGCGUGUCCAGUGCGCCCUAGCGCUGCUUUCCCUAGCCUUGGCCAUCAGCAGUGUCUCUGCAGCUCCAUCCGAUGCCAAACUUCGCCAGCUUCUUCAACGGUCACUCAUGGCACCUGCAGGCAAACAGGAGCUUGCCAGGUAUACACUUGCAGAGCUGCUCUCAGAGCUUGCACUAGCAGAGAACGAGGCGAUUGAGUCAGAUGACCGGUCUCGUGGCGUGGAGCAGGAGGAUGUGCGUCUCGAGCUGGAGCGUGCUGCUGGCCCAGUACUGGCGCCGCGUGAACGCAAGGCUGGGUGCAAGAACUUCUUCUGGAAAACCUUUACAUCAUGUUAAUUAAUCUACAACCGGGCCUUUACCGCUUAUACUACAUCGCAUCUCUUUAGUUUCAAUAUAAGAAUGUUAUGUUAUUUUAUGCGCCAUGGCUUAACCCGCCAAUCCCAAAAAAUGUAAAUACAAAUUAUUAUAACUCUAACAACAAUCAUGCUGAUGUCUUUAUCGAUCAUUUAGAUUUUUUCCCGAAAUAACACAUGAAUGAAUGUUCUAGAGAUUGUAUGCAAUUCUGCUUUCGACUGUGCUUUAUGUAUUCUGGCAGAUAAGCUAUUUUUAAUUGUUUGUUUGAAUAAAAUCUGUGUUUCAGAA
Oncorhynchus gorbuscha (pink salmon) is the source of this 767-nucleotide messenger RNA. RefSeq names its product somatostatin-1A. Gene Ontology annotation, cellular component: extracellular region. Lineage: Eukaryota; Metazoa; Chordata; Actinopteri; Salmoniformes; Salmonidae. The record is from RefSeq and is a predicted model, not a curated record. Gene Ontology annotation, molecular function: hormone activity. Gene Ontology annotation, biological process: regulation of cell migration. The transcript is spliced from 2 exons. Bases 117 to 461 code for a protein of 114 amino acids.